Molecule: messenger RNA, 3120 nt
Organism: Diatraea saccharalis (sugarcane borer)
Lineage: Eukaryota; Metazoa; Arthropoda; Insecta; Lepidoptera; Crambidae
Source: the annotation of a GenBank genome assembly
AUGAAAUUUAGGUCUCGUCAGAUAAAUUCAGAGCAAGUACGAUUGCUACUAUUUAAAGAGUGUGAUUGGAGGGGAAGAAAACUUCUUUUUGAUUCAUCAACUAUUGAAAAAGUACCAGCCAGCAAAAAUGACAAACCAAAAAUCAAACAAACAGAUCGUUUUCCAUAUGCCCUUGAGGUUUCCGAAGGUUAUACAUACUUGUACAAGGGACCAGCAGCAGACGCGAGCGUUCUCGGUGAGAUGAUAUUCGGAGCCGUCGCCAUCAACUACAAGAGUGUGUCUCUGAAAAUUCACAUAAUGGACGAACCCAGAAGGUUGAUGUGCACAAAGGUAUUCUGUGUGCCAACGUCGCGUAAGGACAGAACAGUGGUCCGAAAGAACAGUGAAAUCAAUAAUCGUAUCAGUAGCUUGACAAAUGGCUCCAAACCUUUGAAUGUCCCCUUACUCAGAGAGGAAGGAGUAUCUUUGAGUUUCUCAAUGGAUAGAGGAGAUUCUGGUUAUUGCGGAGAUAUUUCACCAUACAGCAGCGUCGGAUCUACAUAUGAUUAUUUCUCCAUGUUUGAUAUUUGGGACGGGAAAAGUUCUAAAGAUGAGAUGUACUCAUUUUAUUUACCGCCUGGUCGGAAGCUGAGUACAUCAAGCAAUGGUAGUUGGCAACGCAGAACUUUCCAAAACAUGGUUACCAGGUUUGACCUGGGGCAGAGCUCGACCUUGCUAAAUGUUCCCACGGUUAUCAGCAGUAAAGAUUCACAACUGUUUGGAGGGAGUUCCACUAGCGGCACCACAGAUAGUUUGCUAAGCACUUGCUCCAUGUCUCAAAAGAAGAACAAGUUGGGUCUAGCGCUUCUGUUCACCGUCACCGAUACCAAUGAAAUGGACGUGGUACGUAGGUGCGUGGAGCAUUCCCCGCAGUUGCAAGCGCUCGUUUGCAGGUUAAGAUUGGCGACGCUGACAGCUGGUGCCGGCAAUGGGUUCGUGUCCACUCUAUACACGGCUACUGCGGACACUGCUAGAUGGCUAUCAGAUCUGAUUUACGGUCCUCGUUUGCAGCCAAUGUGGUUGAGCAUCGUCAACGGUGAGGUCCGCGUUGCCAACAGUGCAGCUGAGAGUCUUCUGUCUGAUCUAUGCUCGGUGCUGUCUGUGGGUGAUACGAAGAAUACCAACUUUUUCAUCAGCACUCUUCUUACACACGUCCUCACUUACCAUCUCGGAUGGGUGACCACCGUUAGUCCGUACGACACUGUAGAUCCAACAAAGAGCACAGAAUCUACAGUAGAGUCACAAAAACCAUAUAACGCGCUGUGGGCUCAACUCGCUGACCUCUGUGGUUGUAUCGGUUUCCCACCUCGAACUGCUAGAACCAUAAUCAGUGGUAACACCAAUGCCCAUUUCGUCAACAGACUGCUCCUGGUACUAACUUAUUUUGUACGAUGUGGUGAGGUUACCAGAAGUGAUUUUCAAUACCAAGAGUGUGAGCUUACUGAAAGCAAAGUCGUCAGUAUAAACCCUGAAGUCACAACCUUGCAAAGAAUAGAUACAAAAGAAAAAGAACUCUGUGAUUUUGGCUCCAAUAAUGCUCUGAAAGCAUAUUCAGUUAAUACUCAAAAUAGUGUUAGUAAAGUUAGUACUCUAGUGGCCAGUAACGUCAGUAUUAAAAAGUCGACGACUCUCGCAAACCUCAGUCAACAGCUCUCUAAUAGUUCAGAGUUCAUUGUUAAAGAACCGGAAGUGGAAGUUGAAACCAGCACGAAAUAUGAUAAACCUAUGACUAGUCAGUUAAAAAGGACUCCCACAGUGAUGAUGUCAUUGAAAUCAUCUUUGGACUCUAGUCUACAUUCAUCGGUAUCAGAAGAGGUUGAGACGGAAAAGAAAGUUGUGUUCGUUUUAGGUGACGACGAGAAGUUGGUCGGGCUAAAAAACAAAUCGACCGGUGGAAAGAGCGUCAAGAAAUCUAGUAAACCCCCUAGUGAGACAGAUACGUCAGAGUCGAAAGAAAAUUGUGCCAAAGGUGAUUGUGAUCGCGAGAAGAGUACCGAGAGCCCGUCGAAGUGCUGCGGGCAAACGUUUCAACAUUCCAAACCAAUAAAACAUUCCGGUUUUAAGUUUGAAUUUGAUAAGUAUCCUCAGAUAGUCACUAAUUAUAUGAAGAGCAAAAAUUUAGAGAUACUAGAUAGGCAUUAUAUCGGUAAGCCGGGCAAUCUAAAGCUGGGUAAUUUUCAGUUUGACCCGACUGUCGUUCCUCAGAUACAGGAGGAGAAAUGUGAGACUUGCUACAAAUGUCAACUUAUGGAGUCAAUGCUGCAGACUCCCACUAACGCUUCUGAAAUGGAAUACAUGAACGAUAUGCCACCAGGAGAGCCACAAUAUGCUAAAGAAACAGUACUACAAAGUGUUGAAAGUAGCAGGGAAACUACGCCUAAGACGUUUGUGAGAAAACGGAAAGAAAAUACUGUUAUUGUGAACGUAAAGACAGGGUUGCCUGAUAAAAAUACGCAACCGGAUGAGAAAGGUGAACUCAGAGAGAAAGAGAAGGUCACGCAAGUGAAACAAGUGAUCGAGAUGCCUGCACCGAAAUUUAGUCUUCAAGUAGAACCAAAGAAAACGUCGUCCGGUUAUGAUACGUCAUUGCUUGGUGGAGUUACGGACCAUUAUGUACCUGAUUUAAUAUUACAAGGAACGAUAUCUAAGUCUGAUAUGUGGGAGUCGGAACUUCGACGGGAUUUGGAGCUUACUACUUAUAUUAAUAAGGCUCUAGAUCCGCCAUUACAAGCUGUGGCCAUAAUUGGGGAUACAAAAAAUUGGGAAGUCCGCGUGCUAGGGCGUGAUAGCGGCGCGAGUGGAAUGUCUUCACUGGUCGGCGGUAUGUUGGAUGCCGUACCAGCAAUGAGACGAGCUAGGGUGCCCGCGAAUCAGUGUUUAUCUUACUUAGAGGGCAAGUUGCGCGAGUUCUGUGUACUAUCCAAGACGCUAGCGGACAUGUUGAUGACGACAGAUUUCUGCGACAUCGCGACAUUAACCAAAUCACUCAAUAUUGACGUGAACGAUGUCCCGCUUCUACUCGCCAUCGCUACUACACACACUCCGCAAGUGGCUGCAAGAUACGGCAUCAGCUACAGAUGA